Molecule: messenger RNA, 774 nt
Organism: Macrosiphum euphorbiae (potato aphid)
Lineage: Eukaryota; Metazoa; Arthropoda; Insecta; Hemiptera; Aphididae
Source: the annotation of a GenBank genome assembly
AUGAAUUCGUACUUCGAGCAGAGCGGUUUCUACGGUGGACAUCACCAUCACCAGUCGUCGUCGGCGCACCACCACGACCAGAACGCCGUGGCAGCCGCGUACCGGUUUCCGAUCGGCUUGGGAAUGUCACCGUACGCGUCUUCGCAACAUCAUCACCAUCACGGGCUAUCGCAGUCCAGGGCACCACAGGACAGCCCUUACGACGCGUCCGUGGCCGCGGCCGCGUGCAAGCUCUACGGCUCCAGCGGAGGAGGCGGUGGCGGCGGUGGCGUCGGUGGUGGCGGAGGCGGUGGAGGAGGGGGUGGCUCGGGUGGCGGCGGUGGAGAUCAGUCGUCCGCGGCCGCCGUGGCCGCGGCCGGGCUAAACUACACGAAGACCGAGCCGUGCGUCGGUAAAUCGGACGCCGCGGCCGCGGCCCACCAGAACGGUUACGCGUCUUCGCCCAAAGACGUGGUGUGGCCUGGCAACGCGGCGUCUGCGGCCGCCAACGGGUCGCUUCUCCGGCCCAACGUAUGCACGCCCGAAUCCCGCGUCGGCUACGGGUCCGGCAACAGCGUAUCCGGCCUGGACGGCGCCGGCGCCAGCCCGAACUCGGCACGCAACUCGGCCGGCUCGCUGUCCGCCUCGUGGAACACAUGCACCGGCAUCAACAACAACGGUCACCAGCAACAGGCCCUGCAGCUCAACCAGCAACAGAACAACCACACGUUCUACCCGUGGAUGGCCAUUGCAGGUCAGUCUCUAGGUACAGACACGAAAAAGAGUAUUUUUUAA